AUGGCCUCCUUCAAUUGCUUAAUUUUGGCCUUCUUUGUUGCCUUAUCAUUUUCAAGCAUGGAUGCUGGCUUAGCAGCUCGUCAUCUCUUGCAAUUGCCCACGUUGCCUUCUGUGCCAAACUUGCCAAAGCCUGCACUGCCACCAAUGCCAGCCAUUCCAACUCUUCCACAGCCUACAUUGCCAACCUUGCCAACUGCCACUCUGCCUCCUAUUCCUAGCUUACCCACUGUCCCUACUGUCCCAAUGGUCACUUUGCCUCCUUUGCCAAGCAUUCCUUCAAUUCCCACUAUCCCAACAAUUCCCUCCAUCCCCUUCCUUUCUCCACCACCUGGAAACUAG
Hevea brasiliensis (rubber tree) is the source of this 339-nucleotide messenger RNA. Its product is annotated as protein PELPK1-like. The transcript has a single exon. NCBI's taxonomy places the organism in Eukaryota, Viridiplantae, Streptophyta, Magnoliopsida, Malpighiales, Euphorbiaceae. The record is from RefSeq and is a predicted model, not a curated record. Bases 1 to 339 code for a protein of 112 amino acids.